GACGAAAGCAACCUGCAUACAGAAAAGAAGUACCAAAAGGAUGCCAAGAUCGGAGAGGGUACAUAUGCGGUUGUAUAUCAAGGUACACAGAUCGCGACAGGUCGCAAAGUCGCCAUUAAAAAGAUCAAAAUCGGACAAUUUAAGGAUGGUCUUGACUUGACGGCCAUUCGAGAAGUGAAGUUCCUGCAAGAGUUUAAACAUACAAAUAUCGUCGAGCUUGUCGAUGUUUUUUCGCACAAGACCAACUUGAACCUUGUCCUCGAGUAUCUUGACUCUGACUUAGAACAGAUUAUCAAGGAUAAGUCCAUUCUUUUUAUGCCGGCUGAUAUAAAGAGCUGGAUGAUGAUGAUGCUGCGUGGGCUUGACCAUUGUCAUCAAAGCUGGGUCCUGCAUAGGGAUAUGAAGCCAAACAAUUUGUUGCUUGCAAGAAAUGGACAACUCAAAAUUGCAGAUUUUGGUCUUGCUCGCGAUUGGGGUGAUCCGGGAAAGCAAAUGACUUCACAAGUAGUGACUAGAUGGUACCGAGCACCAGAGUUGUUGUUUGGCGCAAAGGAGUACUCGUAUGCCGUUGAUGUAUGGGCUGUUGGCUGUAUUUUUGCAGAACUCAUGUUGCGAACGCCCUAUGUUGCUGGAGAUUCUGAUAUGGAUCAGCUCACCAAGAUUUUCCAUGCACUGGGUACACCGAGUGAAGCUGACUGGCCCAACAUGACUACGCUGCCAGACUAUGUUCCUUUCCGAACGUAUCCAAAGGUGCCGCUCGGACAGUACUUUACCGCUGCUGGCAGCGAUGCUCUAGAUCUCUUGGAGAAGAUGUUAGUGUUCGAUCCGGCGAAACGUUGGACGUGUCGCGAGUGCCUCAAUCACAGCUAUUUUAGCAACGCUCCACUGCCCACAAAGCCAGAAAAGCUCCCACAAAGAGCACCGGAGCCGGAGAAG
Molecule: messenger RNA, 936 nt
Organism: Umbelopsis ramanniana AG
Lineage: Eukaryota; Fungi; Mucoromycota; Umbelopsidomycetes; Umbelopsidales; Umbelopsidaceae
Exons: 5
Biological process (GO): protein phosphorylation; positive regulation of transcription by RNA polymerase II
Cellular component (GO): nucleus; cytoplasm; transcription factor TFIIH holo complex
Molecular function (GO): cyclin-dependent protein serine/threonine kinase activity; RNA polymerase II CTD heptapeptide repeat kinase activity; ATP binding
Source: RefSeq, a predicted model, not a curated record